Mustela lutreola (European mink) is the source of this 6300-nucleotide messenger RNA. It is a transcript of the gene PARPBP, whose product is annotated as PARP1 binding protein. Gene Ontology annotation, biological process: negative regulation of double-strand break repair via homologous recombination. NCBI's taxonomy places the organism in Eukaryota, Metazoa, Chordata, Mammalia, Carnivora, Mustelidae. The transcript has 11 exons. Bases 98 to 1837 code for a protein of 579 amino acids. Gene Ontology annotation, cellular component: chromatin. The record is from RefSeq and is a predicted model, not a curated record.
ACUCGCGACGGACUCUUUUAACAGCUUUGAGACUACAGCCCGGCAGGACAAUUUUUCAGUCCAGUCUGAGCCUACCAGGUCUAUCCCGAGUCAGAGGAUGGUUGAGCUUAAUCAGAAGUCUGUCUUGGAUAUGAUUAAAGAGUUCAGGAGGAAUUGGCACACUCUUUGUACCUCUGAGAGAACUACUGUAUGUGGUGCAGACUCCAUGCUCCUGGCAUUGCAGCUUUCCAUAGCAGAGAACAACAAACAGCAUAGUGGAGAAUUUACAGUUUCCCUCAGCGAUGUCUUAUUGACCUGGAAAUACUUUCUACAUGAGAAGUUGAACCUACCAUUUGAAAAUACAAAAGUGAUUGACCAUUAUGAGGACAUUAGGAGGACUUACGAUGAUUUCUUAAAGAAUAGUAAUAUGGUAGAUCUGAUUGAUGUUUAUAAAAAAUGUAGUGUUUUGAUUUCUAGUUGUGAAAAUAAUGCCAACAUAUCUCCUAGUCAGCUACGCGAUUUUCUUUCUGGGAGACAGUAUGUAGUAACUGAUGAAACUGAUCUUUAUGUACCAACAUCACCAAUGAGUAAACACAACCAGGAUAAUGAAAAGGUGCAGUUACUAGCAAGAAAAAUUAUCUACUCAUAUUUAAGCCUGCUUGUGAAUUCAAAGAAUGACCUGGCUCUGGCUCAUGUUCUCAAUAUUCCUGAUAGAGGACUUGGAAGAGAAGCCUUCACUGAUUUGAAACAUGCCGCUCAAGAGAAAAAGAUGUCUAUCUUUUUGGUGGCCACAUCAUUUAUUAGAACACUGGAGCUUGGAGGGAAGGGAUAUGCACCAUCACCAUCUGAUCCUUUAAGGGCACAUGUAAAAGGACUGUCUAAUUUUAUUAACUUCAUUGACAAUUUAGAUGAGAUUCUUGGAGAAGUACCAAAUCCAAGCAUUGCAGGGGGUCGGAUACUCUCAGUGAUAAAGAUGCAGCUGAUUAAAGGCCAAAACAGCAGGGAUCCUUUUUGUAAAGCAGUAGAGGAAGUCACUCAGGAUUUGGAUUUGAGGAUUAAAAAUAUUAUCAAUUCUCAACAAGGAGAUGUAGUUGUUAGUACCACUGACAUUAGUCCUGCACGGCCAAAAUCUUAUGCCAUAAACCAUGGGACUGCAUAUUGUGGCAGAGACACUGUGAAAACUUUACUAGUUCUUUUGGAUGAAGAAGCAGCCAGUAUGCCUACCAAAAACAAAGCAGAGCUUUUAUAUGAUGAUGAAAACACAAUUCAUUAUAAUGGAGUUUCUAUUCUUACACUUUUUAGAUCUCCCACACAAGUGAAUAAUUCAUCCGUGAAAGCCCUAAGAGAACGCAUCCAUAAGUCAAUGCAAGAGAAAAAAAUUAAGAUGAAACAAACCUUAAUUAGAUCCCAGUUUGCUUGUACUUAUAAAGAUGACUGCACAAUAAACAAGGAUAAAUGGAAUGAUGUUAAUUCAGCAUCCAAGCCUUUGUAUGUACUUCCCAUGGAAAAUGACCUUUCUGAAGGUGUAAAUUCAUCUGUUGGAAGGCCAGCAAUUGGAACAAGUUCUGGAAAUGUUCGUCUGGAUAGAAGUAAAAUUGAAAAAGUGGCAAGAAAAUCAAGUAGUCAGACAGGAAAUAAAAGCUCAAAAAGGAAACAGGUGGAUUUAGAUGAUAAAAAUAAUCUCUGUGAUAGUGGAAAUGAACCACCUCAACAUAAAAAUAUUAAGAUAUGUGAGACAUCAAACAAUUUCCAGAAUAAACCAUGUGGCAAAGUAGCCAGAGUAGCAAAAAACAAGUGUACAGCCAAGGACAAAUUGAUUACUGGCCAGACAAAGUUAACUCAAUUUUUUAGACUAUGAAUUUGGUUUUUAUGUGCUUUAGAUUUCUGUGUAUAUUUAACUAUUUGCCAAAGGCAUCUACUUAAUUUUUAAGAGAGCAAGGUAUAAGUUAUGAUUCUUUAUUAUGUUGGUCUGAAAUGUAUAUAAGGUAAGUUAAGCAUUUAAAAAAUACUAGUAAAUCAUUAUGCAGAAUAUUCACAAAGUUUAAUGCACAGAUAAAUCAUAUCAUUUAGGCUACAGAUAUAUGUUAGCAGCUGCUUUCUUUUGAAACAAGCAUUUAAAGUAACACAAGUCAUAGUAAUGUUAAGGGCUUUUUCCCCGACAGACAAUUAAAUGAUUUUGUUUUCUUCGGAAAAGAUGAUGUUGUCCAACAGGUUUCAGACUUGCCAACAAGGUCGGUAAACUCUUCCGAGCAUGCAUCUGAGCACUGGAGGGAAAAAAAGUUUAAAUUGUUUAAAGCACUAUUAUAAUCACACAAAAUUUAUUAGAAAUAAGAAAACGGAUCUAAUAGCUAAUUCUGAAUAAAUCAGAAUUAUAAUAACCCUUAAAUGACUUUUAAUCCCACAUCUUUGGCAGGGGUCACUUAAUUGAACCAUGGUCUUACUUGAUUUUGUUAAAAUCAGAUCCAACUCCAGUUAAACACCGAGUUUCUAUUUUCAUGAUAUUAAGAUAUAAGAAUUGAAUUUUUAAAAAGACUACUCACUGUCAAAAUCUCUCCUUCCUAUAGGAAAUUUAGCUGAGUUUUCUUCAUCCCCAAUUUCUCUCUUUUCUUGUGUUGAUUCAAUAUUCUGAACUCCAUUUUCAGCUGGAAAAGCUACAGAUCCUUUUAGUGCAAGAUAAGGUUUUAUAGCCAGAUUCAGUGGCAGACCAUGAUUUAAGAAAUUAUGUUUGGAGUCUGUGUUCUGUAAAGAAAAGGUUGAUUUGUGUUUUAGCUGUCUUACUGGUAAUAGGACUAUAAUAUAUUUGUAUAAUAUUCUCAUUGAUCAAUUCAGAGAUGCUCUGUACAGUAUUGACUCUUUAAAAAUACAUUAGAUAAAAAUUUUGGGGCAAAAACUUUUGGAUAAGAGUGUUGUGCAGAGAACAACAACAACCUGGUGUGUAUGAAAUUUCAUCAGUUUUCCUAAAGCUUAGUGUGAUGGUUUAUAUAUACUUCUAUUUAUAAAAGUAUCAAUUUUACUUUGAUUGUAAAAAUCAUUCAGAUUUCCAUUGAAGAAAGGAUAAGUCACAUUGCCACUUACCUUUGAAUUUUUGUUUUCCUCAUCAUUCAUGAAACUGCUCUCAUCAUUUUUAUAUUGUUCCAGAGAAGGAGCAGCAACUGAUUUUUGUGGAGUAUCUUCCUUCUGAAAGGCUUUCCCCAGCCUGAAUGUAUUAAAUACCAUGUCAUCUUCUAAAUUUCUUAUGGAUUUGGAUGCUGAAAGUAAAAUGCCUUGAGAAAACAGAGAAAAAGUUAGGAUUAAUAGGUAGGAAGAGAGACUCAUUUUUGCCAUUCUUAGUGUGAUGUUUGCAUAGAGUCAAAUAAGACUAUGGAAAAUGAAGAAAAAUUUCUCAGUCAACCUACUUUGUAGGUGAUUCCUACCUUUAUAUAUUUUCCAGCUUGAAUAAAACACUUCAAAGCAAAGACGUAGAUGUUCAUUAUUUUAGAAAUGACUCAUCGGAGAGAGGCUGACUUCUUGUAUAGCUGCUAAUACCUACAUUGUUUUGGUUUUAAUGGCUUAUUAUUUUGAGUGUGAAUUUUCUUAGAAUCUGAUUAAUAUCCUUGGCAGAACGAUUUCUGUUGAGUAGAUUAUAGUCUCUUGAAAAUGGAUUGUUAUUAAGGAAGACCAUAGGACACCAGGCUCUCCCUAUUCUUAUUGUUUUCUUUUGUAUAUUUUCUGAUUAAGUAUGAUAUUAAAACUAAAUUUAUUUGAAGUUUAUAAGGAUAAAAGUAUUAUUUAUUUUAAUCCUGAUUAAAUUGAAAUAAUCUUCAAAAAGGACUUUCUUUUAUAAAUGCUCAGUUUAGUCUUUAGUGAUUAAAGUAUAUAUGCCUAUCAGUGCAAACAAAAAGUUAUUCAUGAUAUAUCAAAAAUUGAUCUGUCAGGUGUGUUUUAUCUCUGCAUUUACAAAAGGAUAUUGUUGACAUUUAUUAAUAAAUUUAAUAAUUAAUGAAGUCCAUGAAGAGAAUAUUUAUGUGUUCCAUAAAUAUCAAUUUUGGAUAAAUAUGUUGUAUGACGCUUAAUUAAGUAUUUCAUAAUAAUUUCUUAUUUUGACCUCACCAAGUAAGAUAAUACAUUCUUGUGUUUAUCUUCUGGUACGUAUGUGUAAAAAUUUUUCUAGAGUAUAUUCCCAGGUAUGGAAUUUCUGAGUCAUGAAAUAUACAUCUUCAGCUUUACUGAUGCUAAAAUGCUUACAGAAUAAUAGUAGCCAAUUUAAGCUCCAGUGAGCCAGGUUUGACAGUCCCCAUUCCUCCAUGUCCUAACCAAUACUUGGAUAUCUUAUUGACCUUUUAAUUUGUAUUUCUCUGAUUCCCAAAGAAGUUGAGUGUUUUUUCAUGUGCUCAUAAGCCAUUUAUCAUUUCUCUUAUAUAAAAUCCUCUUUAAAAAACAUCUUUUCUUUAAAAAAAAAAAAAAAAAAAGGUGGGAUGCCUGCGUGGCUCAGUUGAUUGAACCACUGCCUUUAGCUCCAGUCAUGAUCCCGGGGUCCUGAGAUCAAGUCUCAAAUCAGGCUUCUUGCUCAGCGGGGAGCCUCCUUCUCUGCCUCUGCCUGCUUGUGCUCUCUCUCUUUCUCUCUUUCUCUGACAAAUAAAUAAGUAAAUAAGUAAGUAAAUAAAUAAAAUCUUUUUAAAAAAUAAAAAUAAAUAAAAAAAUCUUUGUCCAUUUUUCUUUUGGAUUGUUUUUCAUAUUGAUUUAUGGGAGUUCUUUAUAUAUCUUCGAUAUUGUUCUUUGUUAUAUGUGUUUUAAAUAUUUUUUCUCACUUUGUGACUUGUCUUCUCAACCCCUUUAUGGUGUGUUUUGGCGGACCAAACUGCUAAAUUUUAAAUUUUAAAUUUUUUUCUCUUUAACAUGUUAUCAUUUAGAAAUUUUUCCCAACCAUGAAAUCAUCAACAUCUAUACAUCUUGAAGUUUAAAUGUUUUGAUGUUUACACUUAAAUUCUUAAUUCGUCUGAAAUUUCAUGUAUGAUGUAGGAUAGAGAUACAAUUUUAUAUUUUCCAAAUGUCCUUACAACGUUUCUUGGAUAAUUUGUCCUGAUCUCACUAAUCUGUUCUGACUUCUCUGCAGUAUAUCAACUUUCUGUAUACAUGUGAGUCUCUUUUUAAACUCUUAUUUGACUGCAAAUCUUCAGUCUUAAUUGUUGUAAUUUUAGAAUAAUUUUUGAUAACUGGUUGGUCAGGUUUUCCAAUCCCCUAUUCACCUACCAGUUUUUCUUCUACAGCAGUUUCUUGACCAUUCUUUUCCAUUUUUUUUUUUUUUUAAUAAAUCUUAACAUCAGCUUUUCAAGUUCUGUAAAAACUUCGGUGGGAUUUUGAAGGGAGUAGUAUAGAUUCUAUAGAUUAAUUUUGGAAGGCAGUUGACACUCUUUUUUUUUGCAAUUGACACUUAAGAUAAUUCAUUUUCUCACCCAUGAACAUGGUACUUUUCCAUAUUUAUAUAGAUUUUUAAAAUCUUUUAAUAACAUUUACUAUUUUCUUCAUAAAAUUCUUACAUAUGUUUUGUUUAAACAAUUAUAGUUAUUUAUAAUUCAAUUAUUUUAGUUAUUAUAAAUGGUAUCUUUUAAAAAUUUACUUUUUCUAAUGUUAUUGCUGGUCAUACAUGUGCAAUUGGCUUUUGUGUAGUGCUCUUAUGCAUAAAAUACUUUCUAAAUCUUUUUAAUUCCAAAUAGUUUAUACAUGUAUUAAUCCUUUGGGGUUUUCCAUAAAGACAAUUGAUAUAAAUAAUAAAAUAAUAGCACUUUAUUUCCUUCUUCCAAGUCUUUCUAUAUUCGUGUGUGUGUGUGUGUGUGUGUCUAUGUCUAUGUGAGCAUACACGCUGAUAUUGACCAAACCUCCAGUAAAUGUUGGAAAUGGAGAUAACAGAUAUCUUUGCAAGUAUCACUGAUUUUAUAGAGUGCUUUUAAUGUUUUUAAAUUAAAAUUGAGCAUGAUGUUUAAUCUUGGUUUUUCAUAGAUAUUCUUUAUAACUUGCAGGAUGUUCUCUUCUAUUUCUGACUUACUAAUAGUUUUUGAUCAUUAAUUGUUAUUGAAUUCAUCAAAUACUUUUUCUACAUCUAUUGAGAUGACCAUAUCAUUUUUCUCCUUCAGUCUUUAGUAAAUAAAUGAACAGAUUUUUCUCAUGUUAAAUCAGCCAUGUAUUUGUGAAACAUUUUAAAAAUAUAGUUGGGUUCAAUGUGGUAAUAUUUGACUUAGUACAUUUUGUGUUUAUUAUCUUGACUGAGAUUGAUAUGUACUUUCCCUUCCUUAUAUUGCCUUUGUUUGGUUUGGCAUUAAAGUUGUAUUAGCUUCAUAAAAUGAA